Messenger RNA from Geodia barretti, 2373 nucleotides. The record is from the annotation of a GenBank genome assembly. Lineage: Eukaryota; Metazoa; Porifera; Demospongiae; Tetractinellida; Geodiidae.
CUAUCUAGCCGCGAAAUUUGAACAGUUUGAGUCAACAGUUUUCGUGUUUUUUAAUGAGUAAUUCGAGGCAGUCAGAAAGCCCCAGCCAGCCAUCUGUGGGGAGCGAUGGGUCCAGGAGCAAGAAAGGACGCCAGAAACGAAGAGGAAAAGGAAGGAAAACUGAAGCUAAGGAGAGUCUGACGCCAAUCAGCAAGUACCUAGUGAAAGAAGAGCCACCAGCACCGCCAACUACACAGCCCAGCACCUCAAACACACAAAGAGCAGAUGAUGGUGACGAAAAUCGUGCAAGCACCUUAGCUGGACCCUCAACAACAGAGAGAUCAGACGAAACACGUGGAGGAAACGGUGGGCAGCUGGAACCUACACCCCCAAAGGCAGUAGCUAGAGAGGCAGUGGUUGAACAGGGAGGAAGAAAGACCUCAGGGAAAGAUGGUGGAGGGAUAGAUGGACAGCCAGAGAAGAGAAAGGGUGAGGGUGGUGGAGGAAGGCAAGGUGUGAAGGCAAGCAGUAGCAGUUCUAGUAGAAGUCUGGUCCAGGAGAGAGAGAGGAGGGAGAGGAAAGUUGAGCCCAAGCGAAGUACCGACACGCCAGUUGUGAGGAGGCAGGUACAGUCCAGUAUUAGAGACCAUUUCCCAGUCAGGAGAAGUGGUCGGAAGACAAAGUCAGAGGUUGAGAAAGAGGAUUUUGAAAGAAUGGCUCAAAGACUCAGAAACAAGGACGAAAGUGGACUGAAGGUGGUGGAGGUGGAGGGGAAAGGUCGCGGGGUAGUCUCCACACGCCGGUUCUCGAGGGGUGAGUUGGUGUGCGAGUAUUCCGGGGAGCUCAUCUCUCUGGAAGAGGCCAGGGAGAGAGAGGUGGAGUACGGGAAAGACCCUUCAGUCGGCUGCUACAUGUACUACUUCUCCCACAACAGCAACAAACUAUGGCAAGUGUGUUUUGCUUGUUUUGCAUCAAUGUAUAUUUCAGUCUGGCUGGCAGGCUCAUACAUAAUAAUGUGUACAGUUGUUGAUGCGACGGCAGACAAUGGGAGGAAGGGGAGACUGCUAAACCACAGUCGGACGGCGGCCAACGUGGUAACCAGACUAGCUGAGGUGGAUGGACAGCCAUAUCUCUGUCUAGUCGCCGCCAGAGACAUCUCUGUUGGAGAACAACUGGAGUACGACUAUGGCGAGAGGGACAGAGCCACCAUGGAUUCCCACCCCUGGCUUGCCUCUUAGGCACAGUGUCUGUACUCUAUAGAUCACUACAAAUGUCUUUGUGUGCCAGUGUGUCUGGGCCUUUUGUCUGCACUGUUUGCCUGCAUUGUUACUCCAAUUAUGUGUGCAACAUUCUCAUGUAUAUAGCUUUUGAUAUGUAGUGCAUUUUACUUCAUGACAGUUUUCUGUUUUCAACAAGACUAUAAUGAAGAGGUUUUUAGAGUUUUCAGCAGCAUAGUUCAUGAAUUUUGAGGCUUUGUUAAAUAUCCAGUUGUAGCCAUCAGCAGUCAGCACACACACCCAGAGGAAGAAUCACCUGCGAAUAUCAAUAGGCUUACUUUCUGCAGACGGUCAGCAUAGACACGGCACCAGUAGAAACUGCAGACAUCAGAGUGGCCGCUAGCUCCAGAGAGCCGAGUAUGGCAUACUCACUGGGUGACCAGCUACAGUAGAUAGUGCUGGACAUUAGCUCCCAGACAUACAAGGCUAGACAUGCCAAUACUGCAGUAAAGCUGAGGACCAUCACCACCGUUACUAAGGUAGAGAUGGAACUGAGCUGCUUUAGGACUUUACAUGGUUCUUUGUGGUUGCAGUCUUGGUCUAGGUUGGGUUCUCCAGACCAGCAUCCCGCUAGGAACACGCCCGUCAGUGAUAACACCAACCCCUGCCCGAUGAGGACAAAUUGCAACCGAGUCCGAAUGUCGCGGCAUUGCACGUGUCGCUGUCCACCAUGUUGGCUGAAGUGCACGGUUCUAGCUCCCGAGUUUUGGUCCAGGAGAGCUACCCACGACACUGGGAUUACUAGUCCACCGAAUAUCAGCAGACAGACGGCCGUUAUGGCUCGGUGGCGGCCACAAACUCGCCUAGAAAUGACCCGCUGCGGUGCAUGUUGAAUGUUGUUGCUGCCAUCGGGUUUUCUGUAGUCUCGAGACGAAGCUGAGUGCACGGAGAGAGGCGUUUUGAUUGCAACGGGAGCCGGCCGCUGGACGUCUUGGACGGGGAUCUCGUCCGAUAUGAUGAGGACUGCGGGUCGUGGCGACCGGGAGGACGCCCGCGCAGCUAGCGGCAGACGGUAAGAGUUGGCGAAGGAUUCCGGCGGACUGGAGGACGCUAGACGUGCACAUACGGUGUUUGUGGAGGACGAGGAGUCUUCGCAAGAUUGGUAGUCCGACUGCAG